Molecule: messenger RNA, 1392 nt
Organism: Trichophyton rubrum CBS 118892
Lineage: Eukaryota; Fungi; Ascomycota; Eurotiomycetes; Onygenales; Arthrodermataceae
Exons: 2
Coding region: 544-1392 (282 amino acids)
Biological process (GO): protein localization to phagophore assembly site; autophagy of mitochondrion; protein lipidation
Cellular component (GO): cytosol; phagophore assembly site membrane; extrinsic component of membrane
Molecular function (GO): protein binding; phosphatidylinositol-3-phosphate binding; phosphatidylinositol-3,5-bisphosphate binding
Source: RefSeq, a predicted model, not a curated record
UUGGGUGGGUGUAUAGCUUUGGAGGUGGUUCUUUGAUCGGUUUGUAGCUUGGUAGCUGGGGUCGACCAAACCAACAAUCAUGAAUACAAGAGAGAUGAUUGAUGCCUCUGGAGGCCCGGUGUCGUUGACGGCCUCAUUCAACAGUGACAGCAGCUGUUUCUCCGUUGGACUGAACUCUGGGUUCUGCGGUAAGCUGGUCGUUGUUGUUUCUAUGCAUGUUAGAAGGCUGUAGGUAAACAUAGAACUAAUAUGUCUCGUAUAGUAUUCAACUCGGAUCCAUGCGAGCUCAAGGUAUCCAGAGGUAAGGCCUCUUGACACUGUCGCUAACAGUGAACGAUUAACUCAUAAAAUUCUCAGACUUCAACGCGGGAGUGGGCAUAGUUGAGAUGGUUGGACAGUCCAAUUACCUGGCCCUCGUUGGAGGAGGCCAUACCCCCAAGUUCCCCCAAAACAAGGUAUCCACGAUCUUUGCUUUGUUCUCUAUGUUUGAAUACUCACUUCCAGUAGGUAAUAAUAUGGGAUGAUGCAAAACAAGUCGCUGCCAUGACUCUUGAAUUUCGCACCUCGAUUCUGCGAGUGCGCAUCACAAAGUCUCGCAUAGCUGUUGCUCUUUAUGACUGUGUCCAUCUCUACGCCUUUUCAGUCCCACCUAAGAAGAUAGCCGUCUACGAGACUGGAGAGAACCCACAUGGCCUUGUCUGCCUUGGAGAGACACAUAUUGCUGUCCCCGGCCGAUCCGCAGGACAGGUUCAAUUGAUCAAAUUAGAUACAGGGAACGUUAGCAUUCUUCCGGCUCAUACCUCACCCCUGAGUGCAAUGACGUUCAGCGGUGAUGGAGCGGUGCUCGCCACCGCAAGUCAAACAGGGACAAUUAUAAGAUUAUUCGCUACUAGUAAUGGGGCGAAGAUGGCUGAGCUUCGAAGAGGUCUUGAUCCAGCGGAGAUAUUCUCUCUAGCAAUAUCUCCAUCGAAUACACUUCUUGCGGUCACAUCUGAUAAGGUAACUCUACACAUAUUUGACAUCCCACAUGCCAGAAAUGGACAGGAAACAGACAAUGCACCGGCAACCGCUCCCGUGGAAGAAUCAACAAAUCGGGGAUGGGGGAUAAUAAGCAAACUGCCUUUUCUUCCCCGUGUCUUCUCAGACGUCUACUCAUUUGCCAGUGCAAGAUUUGAUAUUGGCGAAGAACCACUUGGCUCCAACUACAUUCCGCCACCAGGUGCGCCUUCUGAGCGGCCUUCAAAAGGAAUAAUCGGCUGGACGAGCGAUAAGUCAUUGCUCGUGCUGGGAGCUGGCAAAGCCGGUAGAUGGGAACGUUUCGUUCUUCAAGAGGCGAGUGACGGGACCCGGCAGUGUCUUAGAGCUGGGUGGAAACGAUAUCUCGGAAGCUGA